Messenger RNA from Mercurialis annua (annual mercury), 980 nucleotides. RefSeq lists its product as uncharacterized. Lineage: Eukaryota; Viridiplantae; Streptophyta; Magnoliopsida; Malpighiales; Euphorbiaceae. The transcript has a single exon. The record is from RefSeq and is a predicted model, not a curated record. Bases 63 to 845 code for a protein of 260 amino acids.
UCUCUCACCAAUCUACUACAACAAACAUAAAUUUUCCUUUAGAUUACUACUCCUACCAAAAAAUGGAUACAAGGGGAAAUUGGAAUCUAACUAUAAUGCAAGAGAAUCACGGCUUUAACGACGAUGACGAUGAAGAGGCGCUCUCUCUUUGUGAUCUUGCAUUGAAUAAUAGCAAUGGCUCGGAAUGGGAUGACUCGUCGAAAGAAGAUCAAAGAUUAUCCUUUGAUCAAGAUAUAUUCGAGUUUUUUAGUGAAGACUUCAAUGCAUCUACUCAUCCAAGAGAAAACGUUAUCUUUUGCGGUAAACUCAUUCCAUAUAAAGGAGACAAGAAAGAUGCGCAUGUCGAAAAAAUAGAUAAAUCUAUCAAUAAAACCAAAGAGAGCAAGCGGAGCUUCAUCUUCCGGUGGAAAUCGUUUUCACUACACCAAUCGAGAAACAACUCGUUGAAGAUGCAACAACAAAAGAGUUAUACAACUUGUACAUCUCCGGACAUAAAUUCGGAGAAUAACGAGUACAGAAUGAAGAAAUGUGCACAGAAAUACGACGUUUCAAUGAGAAAAAUUUCAGUAUUUGCGAGUCCAUCGAGGUCAAAAUGGCAUCCGUUCACAUUCGGAAUGGGAAGAUAUCCGGUUGAGAUGGAACUGAGUGACAUCAAGACGAGACAGAGCAAGCGAAACGAAAGCAAGAAAAGGCAAAGCACCAAUGGACGAAAUGAGUUAGCCGGGAAAAACGGGCAAAGAGAGAAGGGUUGGUGGAGUCUGCUAAGGAUUUUGGGAUGCAACAGUAAUAAAGCAAAUGCCAUGGUAAAAGCUUCAUUAGGUCUCAUGCCAUUGCCAAAUGUGUGAGAAGAGUUCAAACUUAGUAUAUGUAAUGUAUCUGUUAUAUAGUUGAGCAGGCCAAGAUUGACCUUGUACUAAAUAUGCUAGACCAAACAGAGGAUUAUUUUUUUUGUAAUAAAAUGACUAAGAUAUGAUAUUUGA